This is a messenger RNA of Chelmon rostratus (copperband butterflyfish), 3134 nucleotides long. It is a transcript of the gene trap1, whose product is annotated as TNF receptor-associated protein 1. Gene Ontology annotation, molecular function: ATP hydrolysis activity; ATP binding; ATP-dependent protein folding chaperone. The record is from RefSeq and is a predicted model, not a curated record. Gene Ontology annotation, biological process: protein folding. Gene Ontology annotation, cellular component: mitochondrial inner membrane. The transcript has 18 exons. The coding region runs from base 60 to 2219 and encodes 719 amino acids. NCBI's taxonomy places the organism in Eukaryota, Metazoa, Chordata, Actinopteri, Chaetodontiformes, Chaetodontidae.
UCGUUAAGCGUGUGUCCCACGGUCAGUCGAGUCGUCCUCUUCUCCCCUUGUCUGUCAUCAUGUCCCGCUGCCUCGCGCUGGCCCGCUUCGCUCUCGGUUCCCCCCAGAGGGCCAACUCACGGUUAAUUGCAUGUGCGCGAGGGCUGAGCAGCCGAACUGUCUCGCGCCCCGUCACUGGAGACCUGCAGGCUGGACAGCUGCAGAGGUGGAGCAGUCGGCCCAGAGUGUGGAGCUCGCAGCGGUCAUGCCUCGGCUUCAGCCAGCAGUCUUACUACAGCACGCAGGAGGCAGAGAAGGAGCCUGAAGAGGAGCCUCUGCACACCAUCAUCACUGACACAGAGUCGGUACAAGGUAGCUUCUCCAAACAUGAAUUCCAGGCUGAGACGAAAAAACUGCUUGACAUUGUUGCCAGGUCCUUGUACUCAGAGAAAGAGGUGUUCAUCAGGGAGCUGAUCUCCAACGGCAGCGAUGCUCUGGAAAAGCUGCGCCACAAACUGAUCACAGCAGGUGGAGAAACAGCUCAGAUGGAGAUCCACCUGCAGACCGAUAGCACCAAGGGCACCUUCACCAUUCAGGACACAGGAGUGGGGAUGACCCAAGAGGAGCUGGUGGCCAACCUGGGGACGAUUGCCCGCUCUGGUUCAAAGGCGUUUUUGGACGCCCUGCAGAACCAGGCAGAGGCCAGCAGCACCAUCAUUGGUCAGUUCGGGGUGGGAUUCUACUCUGCCUUCAUGGUGUCCGACCGCGUUGACGUCUACUCCCAGUCUGCUGAGCCCGGCACACCCGGAUACAAGUGGUCCUCAGAUGGCUCUGGAGUAUUCGAGAUCGCUGAAGCCAGCGGUGUUCAACGGGGAACAAAGAUCGUGCUGCACCUCAAGGACGACUGCAAGGAGUUCGCCUCUGAGGACAGAGUGAAAGAGGUCGUAACAAAGUACAGCAACUUUGUCAGCUUCCCCAUCUUCCUGAACGGACGGAGGCUCAACACUCUGCAGGCCUUGUGGAUGAUGGAGCCGAAGGAGAUCAGCGAGUGGCAGCACGAGGAGUUCUACCGCUACGUCUCCCAGAGCUACGACAAGCCGCGUUACACGCUGCACUACCGCGCCGACGCCCCGCUCAACAUCCGCAGCAUCUUUUACGUCCCAGAAGCGAAGCCGAGCAUGUUCGAUGUGAGCAGGGAGAUGAGCUCCAGUGUGGCUCUGUACAGCAGGAAGGUCCUGAUCCAGACCAAAGCCACCGACAUUCUGCCCAAGUGGCUGCGCUUCCUCCGAGGUGUGGUAGACAGCGAGGACAUCCCGCUGAAUCUGAGCAGAGAGCUGCUGCAGGAGAGCGUCCUCAUCAGGAAGCUGCGUGACGUUUUGCAGCAGAGGGUGAUCCGCUUCCUGCUGGACCAGAGCAAGAAGGAGCCGGAGAAGUACAGCAAGUUCUUUGAGGACUACGGCCUCUUCAUGAGGGAGGGCAUCGUCACCACCCAGGAACAAGACGUCAAGGAGGACAUUGCAAAGCUGCUCAGGUUCGAGUCCUCCGCUCUGCCGGCGGGCCAGCAGACCAAUCUGAUGGAGUACGCCUCCCGCAUGAAGGCUGGCACACGCAACAUCUACUACCUGUGUGCCCCCAACCGUCACCUUGCAGAGCACUCCCCCUACUACGAGGCUAUGAAACAGAAAGACAUGGAGGUGCUGUUCUGCUACGAGCAGUUCGAUGAGCUGACCCUCCUCCACCUCCGAGAGUUUGACAAGAAGAAGAUGAUCUCAGUCGAGACCGACAUCGUGGUGGAUCACUACAAGGAGGAGAAGUUUGAGGACAGCAAGCCGGCCUCCGAGCGUCUGACGCAGGAGCAGGCCGACGACCUGAUAUCCUGGAUGAAGAAUGCUCUGGGCCCCCGCAUCGCCAACAUAAAGCUGACUCCUCGGCUGGACACCCACCCAGCUAUGAUCACAGUGCUCGAGAUGGGUGCUGCACGCCACUUCCUCCGCACCCAGCAGCUGGCCCGCACCCCUGAGGAGAGAGCUCAGAUCCUGCAGCCCACACUGGAGAUCAAUUCAGGACACAGUCUGAUCAAGAAGUUGCACUCAUUGAAGGACACAGACUCUGAACUGGCUGGUCUGCUUCUGGAACAGAUCUACGACAACGGCAUGAUCGCAGCGGGCCUGAACGAUGACCCCCGACCGAUGAUUUCCCGCCUGAACGAUCUGUUGGCUAAAGCUCUGGAGAAGCACUGAGAGCUCCUCGCAGACGUGAACAGUGCAGACUGACUUGGUUUAAAUCACAGUGGCCUGUAGACUGAAGCUGGAGGGCCUUUCAAGGUGGAGAUCUGCAGUUUCUGGAGAGUAUGACAGGCCACUGUUCAUCUGAAGCCAUUAAAUCACCUCUCUUUCCCCUCUGGAGUACUUCAUUCCCUUUUUGAGAGCACAGAAAUGCUCAGAUGGAGUGAAGAUGAACUGCUGGAAGCUUCUCUGCAAACACUGCUAUGUCUUUAUGCUCUGUGUUCAGCUGUGUUUCACAUGGUACUGAUAUUAAGAGGAUGUGCCAUAAACGGCUGGUCAUGAAGGUUGUCACUGACUUUCACGCCUUGCCAUGUAAGAGAUUCUUCUGAAAUUGCCAUUUUGUUUUAAAGACCAGGUGCUGCAAAAACAAACCGUCAGGCUCAGUGUGGUCCACAUCAUAAAUUAUCUGGAUGAAAACCAGCCACAAACAUCGUAGAUGUGAAGAGAAAAAAGCAGGAAAAAGUCUGUCAGGCAAAAAAUGUUGAUCUCUAGAAUCACAUUUCAAAAUCCUCUUGAAAUACCAUGUGGAACAACAGCUACAGAUACAUGGAGUUUUGUGUUUUAGAGCUUUGCAGCGGUAAGAGACUUGAUCACCGACGGUUCCGUCCUCACUGCUGAAUAGAGCUGUUAACGUUUUUCACUUCCUGUUCUCUUUUUUAACGAGCCCUCCAAAAUGUUUCAUUUUUCUACGUUAUUUAAUUAUUAUUUCUGUGGUUUGUAACAAAUUGAAUAUCUGCAAUCUGGGUCAAAUGAAAAAGCUGUUUCACAGUGUGUAUAUUGUAGAUGUAGCAAAUGCAACUUGUCAGUGGUCAAACAUCGAUUCUCAACAGGUUUUAAUUGGCAUUAAAUUAGCGGUGAGCCUAAAAUGUA